Messenger RNA from Caenorhabditis elegans, 3263 nucleotides. It is a transcript of the gene pmr-1, whose product is annotated as Calcium-transporting ATPase. Gene Ontology annotation, biological process: calcium ion transport; manganese ion transmembrane transport. Bases 258 to 2963 code for a protein of 901 amino acids. Gene Ontology annotation, molecular function: ATP hydrolysis activity; P-type manganese transporter activity; nucleotide binding. The transcript has 11 exons. The record is from RefSeq and is marked reviewed. Lineage: Eukaryota; Metazoa; Nematoda; Chromadorea; Rhabditida; Rhabditidae. Gene Ontology annotation, cellular component: membrane; sarcoplasmic reticulum membrane; Golgi apparatus.
AGUCAAAACGGGUUCGAAUCUAGAGCGUAGCUGUACGAUUUUUUGGCGAUUUUUGCGGUUUUCUGGACAAAGAGGCGCCGCAAUCGACGGCGGCAAUAUUCCGAGUACAAGGUAACACUACAACCACCACUACAAGUACAACAAGUACUAACGGAAUUGCUCAGAAGCAUCAACCAACAACACCACUAGUAAAAGCAGAAGUCUCAACAAAUCACAUUUCAAAAGAUCGUUCAAAAUCAAUAUCAAAAGACGAUAUAAUGAUUGAAACACUGACAUCAGAACAAGCAGCAUCACAUGAAGUUGUUCCAUGUACACAUCAACUUCGAACAAAUCUUGAAGAGGGUCUCACAACGGCAGAAGCCACAAGAAGGAGACAAUAUCAUGGAUAUAAUGAAUUUGAUGUUGGAGAAGAGGAACCUAUUUAUAAAAAAUAUUUGGAACAAUUCCAAAAUCCAUUGAUUCUUCUCUUAUUGGCUUCUGCAUUUGUGUCGAUUGUUAUGAAACAAUAUGAUGAUGCGAUAUCGAUUACGGUAGCUGUUGUCAUAGUUGUUACUGUUGGAUUUGUGCAGGAAUACCGUUCCGAAAAGACGCUGGAACAACUCACCAAACUCGUUCCACCAACGUGUCACGUGCUCCGUGAUGGAAAAGAGGCAAUGAUGUUGGCUCGGGAGCUUGUACCCGGUGAUAUUGUACUUCUGAACACGGGAGAUCGGAUCCCGUCCGAUUUACGAAUCGCCGAGAGCUUCUCACUUCAAAUCGACGAGAGCUCACUGACCGGAGAAACUGAGCCGAAGCAUAAGGAAACCCGUUCAGUGCCGGCCGCAUCUGCCACCGGAUCCGAUGUUGAACAUCUCACAUGCAUCGCCUUCAUGGGAACUCUUGUCUGCGCUGGCCGUGGCCGAGGAAUCGUCAUUUCGACGGCCGCCAAUUCACAGUUUGGAGAAGUGGUAAAGAUGAUGAUGGGUGAGGAGUCUCCGAAGACUCCACUGCAAAAGAGUAUGGAUGAUCUGGGAAAGCAGCUUUCGAUCUACUCAUUUGGCGUCAUCGCCGUUAUUUUCCUAAUCGGAAUGUUUCAGGGUCGAAAUGUGGUUGAUAUGUUCACAAUUGGUGUCUCCCUCGCCGUCGCUGCAAUUCCUGAAGGUCUUCCAAUCGUAGUUGCCGUAACACUAGCAAUCGGAGUAAUGAGAAUGGCCAAACGCAGAGCUGUCGUGAAGAAGAUGCCAGCAGUCGAGACUCUCGGAUGUGUAACAGUAAUAUGUUCGGAUAAAACUGGAACACUGACAAAAAAUGAGAUGACAGCACAAGCCAUCGCUACACCAGAAGGAAAACUCGCUGAAAUCACUGGAAUCGGAUAUUCAGCAGAAGGAGGUGUUGUUCAGUAUCAAGGAGAACAAGUUCAUCAAUGGACACAUCCAGAAUUUGCGAGAAUUAUUGAAGCUGGAUUAGUUUGUAAUAAUGCUACUAUUGAAGCGGAUAAGCUUAUCGGACAACCCACGGAGGGAGCAAUUGUAGUGUUGGCAAAGAAAGCACAGUUGGAAGGAGUACGAUCAGAGUAUAAGAGACUUCGAGAAAUGCCAUUCUCUUCAGAUACUAAAUGGAUGGGGGUUCAGUGUGCUGAUGCACAUGGGCAGAAUGUUUAUUUUAUUAAAGGAGCCCUGGACCGUGUGCUUGAUCAAUGUGGAACAUACUAUUCAUCGGAUAAUCAACGUAAACAGUGUGAUCAAUAUUCUCGUCAACACAUUCUUGAAAUCGGAAAAGAGCUCGGCCAAAAAGGGCUCCGUGUGCUCGGUUUGGCACGUGGAGAGAGUAUGCAAUCUUUGAUGUUUCUGGGAAUGAUUGGAAUGAUGGACCCACCACGUCCUGGUGCUGCAGAUGCGAUUAGUAUUGUUAAAGCUAGUGGUGUUGAUGUUAAGCUUAUCACUGGAGAUGCAAUGGAGACGGCUCAGAGCAUUGGUCAAUCCCUCGGUAUCCUCUCAUCCUCCGAUUCCUGCCUCUCCGGCCAACAAGUCGAUCAAAUGUCGGAUCACGAUCUGGAGCUAGUCAUCCGUCAAGUUACCGUAUUCUACCGAGCAUCGCCACGUCAUAAGCUGAAAAUCGUGAAGGCACUGCAGGCACUCGGUGAGGUCGUCGCAAUGACCGGAGACGGUGUAAAUGAUGCUGUGGCUCUUAAAAAAGCAGAUAUUGGAGUGGCAAUGGGUGUAUGUGGAACAGAUGUAUGUAAAGAAGCAGCUGAUAUGAUCCUUUGUGAUGAUGAUUUUUCAACGAUGACCGCGGCGAUUGAGGAGGGAAAAGCCAUUUAUCACAAUAUCACGAAUUUUGUGAGGUUCCAAUUGUCGACAAGCGUCGCCGCCCUGUCACUAAUCGCCGCGUCAACAAUGUUCAAAUUCGAUAAUCCAUUAAAUGCAAUGCAAAUCUUAUGGAUUAAUAUUAUAAUGGACGGACCACCGGCACAAUCACUUGGAGUUGAACCAGUUGAUGAUGAUAUUAUUAGGCAACGACCACGAAAUACGAAACAACCAAUGUUAACCGGAAAAUUGAUUGCCGAUAUUCUCGCGUCUGCCGCGAUUAUUGUUGUCGGCACGUUGAGUGUGUUUUAUAAAGAGAUGUCAGCCGACAAUAAAGUAACACCACGUGACACGACAAUGACAUUCACCUGUUUUGUCCUAUUCGAUAUGUGGAAUGCCCUUUCAUGCAGAUCAUCACGUAAAAUGAUAUGGCAAAUCGGACUGCGACGGAAUCGAAUGUUCUCGUUGGCUGUGUCUGCCUCACUUAUCUGCCAGCUUCUCGUCAUCUACUGGGCACCACUUCAACACAUUUUUCAGACUGAAGCACUUUCUCUUUUUGAUCUCAUCUUCCUGACAACAAUCACAUCGUCUGUGUUCAUUUUCAACGAAACUCGGAAAUAUUUCUCACUUCGCUCCAAAUCGCUCAACCACGAUCCCCUGUCUGUCAGCGGAAUUUAAAUUCAUUUUUUUUUGUUUGGAAAUUUCAAAAAUUCUACGCAUUUCCAUGUUUUUUCUUCUAGUAUCAUAUAUUUAUUAAAUUAUUUUUUCCGAUUUUUUCCCUCCUUCCUAGAUUUUAGUGACACUUUUUUUUACAAAACCAUACGGGAUACCCAUAAUUUAUUCGACUUUUUUCUUUCUAGUUCAUUUAUCGAUUUUUUCUGAUUUAAAAAAUUCCAAAUUUUUUGAUGAUCUAGGUCUCCCCACAUUCACAUCAUAUACAACAAAAUCACCCGAAUCCUGUGAAAUGAAAUGAUGAAU